AUGGACAAGGUGGAGGAGCUGAGGAAGGCCAAGUUCUGGAAGUUGUUCCGGAGCAAGAGCUCAGCAGACAAGAACGGGAAAUAUGACACCGACCCGCCAAGGAGGGUGAGCGAGGGUAACAUUCCCAUCCGCAGCAGCAGCAGCAGACGGCCCGACGAUGAACUGGGCGAACCACCAGUCCGCCGUCGGCGACCUCGACGGACCGACCCCAACGCCACCAAGGGCAAAGGCCGUGAGGACCACCACGAUGGGCCCUACGACGUCGGCCCGCUGACCGAGUGGCCGCCGUCGGGCAUGUCGAGCAGCGAGGAGCUGAACCUCGGCCCGGCGAUGCAACUCAUCUCGAGGGGAGUGCCGGCCUUCAAGGGCCACAAGAAGCCCAUCCCCCACGCCUCCGAUCACUACUACGCCUUGUUCGCGACGGCAGCGGGGAACCGCGGGGACGAGACGGACGCGGCGAACCAGCACGACUCGAUGACCCAGCUGAUGACACUGCGCCUGGCCGAAUCCGGGCCGGCCACCUACCCGUGGGAAACGCUCGAGCAGCCGAGCAACGCGUUCUGCUUUGGCAAGCGCCCGGGCACCAUCACUCUGAACCACUGGGUAGCGCAGGCGAGUGUGUUGCCGACGGCGAUUCCGCUUCGCGACACGGGGGUAUCACCGCGCGAGAUCGACCUCGAGACGAUAUUCGGGCGGUUGAAGGAGCUGGACAGGGGGCUGGAGGACGAAGACGACGACUACAUGUACCGGAACCUGUACAAGCGGCUGCUCAAGGACCCGGACAAGUACGUGAGCCCGCACAAGACGCUGGACCGGCAGAUCACGGACCUGAUUAUGGUGCUUUCGGCGCCGCACUGGCUGGACUUCACGGUGGCCAAGAACCAGGUGGUGACCAAGUUCAUCUUCGACACGAGCGCGGCCAACAGCAGCGUGUACCACAAGUUCUGCCACCAGCUACUGCUAAGCCUGGAGCUGGAGCUGCGGAUCCAGUCGCGCCACCACAUGACGGACGCGAAGGAGAAGCUACUAACCCAAAUUCCGCCGACGAUCCAGUGGAACCUGGCGCUGGCACGGCGAUGGCGCGACAACGUGCGGGUGGACGAGUACGGCGAGGGACCGGACACGAUCCAGCUGCGGUACAAGCUCAAGCGGCGGCAGGUCAAGAUGCUCAAGCGGUUCGCGCAGAUGAUGAAGUGGCCCAACCUCAACGAGACACUAGCCAGCCUCAAACGCCGCGACGCCGACGCGACCCUCGACCUAGUAUCCUCGCACGCCAUGGCCUUCUUCAGCGGCCUCGUCCUCCCCGGCCCAACCUUCCCGUUCCUCAUCAUGAACUCCCUCAUCGACAUCGACCCAGACCGCGCCACCGACGACCUAACCCUCCUCACGCACGCCCACCCCAACUGCGGCUUCCAAUACCGCAACAGCUACACCUACUGGACGGCCACCUCCAUCGUCGGCAAAGUCCUCGCGCCCACCUGCCGCUCCCUCGCCGGCUGGGUCGGUCCCGCCCGUCCCACCGGCGACCUCGCCCGCAACCAAAUCGCCCGCGUCCGCGCCCGCCGCCCACCUUCCAACCGCGUCACCCCCGAAGACAUCCGCACCAUGUCCGAACGCUCCGACCCCCUCGGCCCCCCAACCCAAGUCUUCCCCGUCAAAGAAUACGCCCUCGUCGCGCCCGACCGUGACGACGACGCCUACCUAACCGACCUCGUCCGCAUCGAACUCCUCAACCUCCGCCCCUGCGGCACGGCUAUCGGUCCCAACGGCAUCGACUCCCGCCCUUCCUCCGCGCCCUCCACGCCCGCCCCUGCGGGGGCCGCCGGCGUGCCCAAGUACUACGACGCGUCGGUACAAUUCGCUAUCGACGGCGUGUCCUGGCCGCUGCGGUUGGCCUAUGACGUGUCGUUUGUGUCUGCCUGGCCGUGCUCGGACGGGCCGCACCCGCUGUUUUUCGAUUAUGUCUAUACCCCUGUCAAAGCGGACCAGUUGGUUAAAGUGAGGGAUUGGAAUGGAAUUUAUGGUGGUGGUGCUUCUGCUGCUGCGGCAUCGGAUACCCGUUCCCCCCCGGGAACCGCCAACGCGAACGCAGCAAAUGCAGGGCCGGGGACCUUUGGCUUCGUUAGUCGGCCUGGUACAGCCGGCGGCGGUGCUGGUGGUAUUGGUGGAGGUGGAGGUAUUGGCGGUUUGGGGAAGACGGGGGUAUCAAGCCCGAGUACGUUGAGUGGGGGGGAUGAGGAGAGGGUGUUGGUGGUGGAAGCGUUUGGGGUGCCGGAUAAUGAGGUGUUGGCUAGGGCGUGGUGUGCGCAUUGGGGGUUGAGUGCGGUGGUGGCUGAUUUGGGGAGGACUUGCAUGGCGUGUGCGAUUCGCGAGGCGUAUGCUACUACGAUGACGGUGGUCAUUUUGGUGGAUGAUGAGCAGGAUCGGAGGGAGGAUUGA
Messenger RNA from Dichotomopilus funicola, 2439 nucleotides. RefSeq lists its product as uncharacterized. NCBI's taxonomy places the organism in Eukaryota, Fungi, Ascomycota, Sordariomycetes, Sordariales, Chaetomiaceae. The record is from RefSeq and is a predicted model, not a curated record. The transcript has 3 exons. The coding region runs from base 1 to 2439 and encodes 812 amino acids.